Contarinia nasturtii (swede midge) is the source of this 3051-nucleotide messenger RNA. RefSeq names its product somatostatin receptor type 2-like. Bases 1199 to 2647 code for a protein of 482 amino acids. Gene Ontology annotation, cellular component: membrane; neuron projection. Gene Ontology annotation, molecular function: somatostatin receptor activity; peptide binding. Gene Ontology annotation, biological process: G protein-coupled receptor signaling pathway. The record is from RefSeq and is a predicted model, not a curated record. The transcript is spliced from 7 exons. NCBI's taxonomy places the organism in Eukaryota, Metazoa, Arthropoda, Insecta, Diptera, Cecidomyiidae.
AGCUGGUCGUGCUUCUACAAUCAAUCUUUCAUAUAAAUUUUUUUUGUCACGUUCCGUUCCACAAAGAGCAAACAUUACGAGUUUGAAAAACGCAUCACCAAUCGCAUCAUCAAUUGUAUGGUUGAGAUCACUGGAAUUUUCAACAACACUGUGUUAGAACUGGAGCAAAAAUUAUUUGGAUGACUGGCGUCAGAACUCUGUGUGGUAAAACAACAGCAAAUGAAUGAAAAAGAAUCAUAAUUUGUCGAUGGAAAACCAUUGUCAACCCCAUCCCCAAAUUAGAUGUAUGACGAUAAUUUCGAUGUGCAGAUUUAUCAUCGGUGACAUAUAAAACAAAACGAGUUGCAGACACAACACAUGUUUGAUCGAAAAACAUUCGAAAAACGACACUAAACAAAAUCGAAAAUACUUGAGCUUAUUCAUACAUAGAUACGCACGCAAAUAAAUACAAACGGGAAAGUUGUUAAUCGUACGGUACACAAAAAGACGUUUUGCAAUUUGCAAGUCUAUAAGCCAGAGUGAUCUAGGAAAAAAAAGCGCGAGCGCGCGUACACACACACACACGCAUACACUCACACACUGUGAAAAUUUGAAUUGAUGUGGAAAAUUGUUAUGCAAAUGAUGUUAUGUAUAUUUGAAAUGGAAUUUAUUGCAUGAAAAACAAGGACGAACGAUAUCUAGAAUCCAUUUAAAUGCUAACAUUCGAUUGUGCAUAGCGAAAACGUAUUCAUACAUAAAAAGACACUGACACACACGGGCGCACAUAAAAUCGCUCAAAGUUUUUUGUAUUCGAUUGCCAUUUCUCAAGUGCAAAAAUAAACACUGAAAAGCCAACGAAAAGAAAGACUUUAAAUCCGAAAGGGCUUGAAUACAAAGACCUAUACGAAAAACCAAACUACAAUUUCAGCUGUGCAUAUAAAACGUAUCACCACCGUGAGAUAAAUACAGAUUUCCUUGUGCAAAAACAUGACUGGUUAACUAAAUACGUUCAGAAUCAUACGGUGCGCAGACAAAUUGGAAGUCAAAGCAAAACGGUUGAGAUUGUGUCUAAUAAAAAUAAUGAAGAUAGCUCAAAUGAAAUGGUUGCCGUGACUGAAAUACCAACAUUUGUUAUUCUCAUGUUCUGAAUUGACACAGCUUAACAUUCAUAAAUAGACACGCACACAAAUUGAGUGAUAGUGAAACAGAAGGCGAUACGAUGGUUUCGGUGACAAACUCAUCGGAAGUGGCUCAAAUUACAAAAUUGAUGAUGUCAUAUAAGUUCAAUAAUCCAAUGGACAUGCAGUCAAAUAUCAGCACUCAUCUACUUCCACCAUAUCUCAUCGAUAGUAGUGAAUGUAAUACCACAAGAUGUGCUGAAAUGCUUAUGAAUAGCUAUAUGAACAAUUUCACAUUAUACAUAUCAUGCCCAUCCAUUCAAAUGCCAGUUGGUAGUUUAAUAUCGAUGAUUUUAUACGCACUUGUCUGUAUAAUUGGUCUAUUUGGCAAUACACUGGUCAUUUAUGCGGUGCUACGUUUUUCAAAAAUGCAAACCGUCACCAAUAUGUACAUUUUAAAUUUGGCUAUCGCGGAUGAGUGUUUUUUGAUUGGAAUACCAUUUUUAAUAAUAACAAUGCAUCUGGGCGAAUGGACAUUUGGCAAGGCAAUGUGCAAAGCAUACAUGGUUUCAACAUCGAUAACACAGUUUACAUCGUCGAUUUUUUUGUUUAUAAUGUCAGCCGAUCGAUAUAUUGCUGUAUGUCAUCCGGUGUCAUCGACACGUUAUCGGUCACCAUUUGUUGCAAAAAUUGUGGCAGCAAUUGCAUGGACAACAUCCGCUGUAAUAAUGCUACCGGUUAUGUUAUACGCGACCACAAUUGAAAAAGAAAGUAAAAAGAUGACAUGCAACAUCGAAUGGCCACAAGAUAAUGAAGCCGGCUCUGGUACAACGUUCACCUUAUACUCGUUAAUACUUGGUUUUUUAAUUCCAUUGAGUUUGAUUUUAUUAUUUUAUUCGAUGGUAUUGCGUAAAUUACAAACGGUCGGCCCAAAAACUCGAUCCAAAGAGAAAAAACGAUCACAUCGCAAGGUUACCAAAUUGGUGCUUACCGUUAUUACCGUUUACAUACUAUGUUGGUUACCAUACUGGAUUUCGCAAGUAGCUCUGAUCACAUCGCCACCUCACGUUUGUAAUACACGACUACAAAUCACAUUAUUCGUUUUAGUCGGUUGUUUAGGUUAUUCGAAUAGUGCAAUGAAUCCAAUUUUAUAUGCAUUUUUGAGUGAUAAUUUCAAGAAGAGCUUUUUGAAAGCGUUCACAUGCACGGCUGGCAAAGAUUUUAACACCCAAUUACAAUUGGAAAAUAGUUUCUUUCCACGUUUCGGUAAACGAAGCUCGGAGAAAUUUUGCUCGACAACGAAAACUGGCGGCGCUGCUGGCGGUAUUAUUGUAACAAAUGCCAGUAAUAAUAAUUUAGCCGUUUCGGGUGGCAGUGAUCGACCAAUGCAAACCACAUGCAGUCUCAAUUUUAGCUACAAAUAUGUCAGCGAUGGCAGUAAAAGUCCACAAAAUGAAAGCCGACACUUAGAAAUGCAAAGUCCAAAAAGCGAUACAAUGAGUCUUUAUGGUCUCAAUGAACGACCGCCCGUUCUACAUACAGAUCUUUAAACCGUCGUCGUCAUCAUCAUCAUCAUCGUCAACAACACAAAUAUUUUAGAUUUAUCUAUUUAGAUGUAGAUGUUACUAACACAUUGAAUUUGAGUCAAUCUAAUUGAAUAAAUUGCAUUGAACAAUAAAAAAAUUAGAUUAUCUAUGUAUAUUUAUGUGUAUUGAUAAGAUCCAUUUUUUCUUCAAUGCAAUUCGUUUAUUUUUUUUCGGUUUUUCAGUGGUUCAGUAAACAAAAUCAACGCCACUUUUGAUCACUUUCGAUUUUUUCAAUUGAGAAAGGCAACAUUUAAACAAACAAAAAGUCAUUCUGAGUGGCUGCAGAUUAAUCGGCACUCCGCUGCAACUUAAAAACGUAUACUUCAAAAGUAAAAUUAAAAUAUUUGAAUAUUGUUUCAAUAAAAAAA